UGCAAUUUCUUUUAUUACACUCAUAUCAUGGGACGCUGGACGGACAAACCGUACAUUGCACAGAGCGAAUGGGCAAAUGCCCAUAGCGAAGGAGGCAUGUCUUUUGGCGGCAAGAAGACGCAGAUCGAAUCAAUCAAGGAUGCCGCGCAACGCCAGCCGUUUGAUAGCUGCACACUUUCCUUACGGCCAUUUACUGAGCCUGUGUGCACUCGGGACGGCUCUGUAUUCGAGCGCGACAACAUCGAAGCGUACAUCAAAGAAUACCACAAACACCCGGUGACUGGAGAGCCCUUGGCAGCAACCGAUCUGGUUACACUGAAUUACCACAAGAACCAGGACGGCAAGUAUGUCGACCCGGUGUCGCUGAAGCCGUUCAGCGAGUUUUCAAAGAUUGCAGCCAACGCAAAAAGCGGGAAUGUGUAUCUGUGGGAGUCACUCGAGGAGUUCAAUAUCAAGGAGAAAAAUUGGACGGAUUUGGUCAGCGGAGAGCCGUUCAAGCGCCAGGACAUUAUCGUUCUACAGGAUCCAAAGGCAAAGAAGAAGGCCGUCGUUGCUCAGGGCAAAGAGAGCACAUCCGGUGCUACAAAAUCUGUGAAGCCCGGUACCCCUGCAGCUCCAAAGAGCACGGAGAAACGGCCAUACAACGCAGCCAGCUACUCGAAGGGCCAGACUGCAGCGUCGUUCACAUCGACUACAAUGACGCCGGUGACCAAGAACGAGUCCGACACGAUUGGUGACGAGGAAUUCAUGUUUGCGCGGGUCAAGGACAAGGGCUAUGCGCGCAUAGUAACCGACUUUGGCGACAUUAACCUGGAGCUGUACUGCGACAAGACCCCUAUCACCUGCUACAACUUUAUCAAGCUCGCGCAGUCCGGCUACUAUAAGGGCGUAAAGUUCCACCGCUCAAUCAAAAACUUUAUGCUGCAAGGCGGCGACCCUACCGGAACAGGCCGUGGUGGCAAGUCCUUCUGGGGCAAGGACUUUAAGGACGAGAUCAAGCAGGGCAAGUCGCAUUCAGAGCGCGGCGUCCUGUCGAUGGCCAACCGUGGACCAAACACCAAUUCAUCGCAGUUCUUCAUUCUGUAUAGGGCUGCCACGCACUUGGAUGGGAAGCACACGAUAUUUGGCCGUGUCGUUGGCGGGCUGCCUGUGCUGGCCAAGAUCGAGGCUGUGCCAACUGAUAGCAUGGACCGGCCCGAGAAAGACGUUGUGAUUAAGGACGUCAAGGUGUUUGUGGAUCCGUUUGGCGAGUUCCAGAAACGACUGGAGCGCAAGAUUGAGCAUGAGGAAAGCGAGCAGGCGCUGAAGGAAGGUAAGCGCAAACGCACAGAGGAAGAGGAGCUGGAGCAUGAGCGCAAUACGACUACAUGGCUCGGAACAAAGGUGCCAUCGCGCUCUUCAGAACCCAGGGCCGACCCGGCAGAUGGGUCAACUGCCACAGCGUCCAGGCGUGGCGUUGGCAGGUACCUGAAGAAGGUGCAUCUCGAUAAUCCAAAGCACGCAGCAGACGCUGAACAAGAGUCCAACGCACAGAGCGGGUACAAGUUUGGUGAUUUCGGUGACUGGUAACUCGAUCUCAAUAAAUGGCAGCUAUAAUACAAUUGGCUAAAGCGAUGCUGAGCUUCCCCACACACCCAGAUCAUAAAAGUA
This is a messenger RNA of Linderina pennispora, 1650 nucleotides long. Its product is annotated as peptidyl-prolyl cis-trans isomerase-like 2. Gene Ontology annotation, molecular function: ubiquitin-ubiquitin ligase activity; peptidyl-prolyl cis-trans isomerase activity. Lineage: Eukaryota; Fungi; Kickxellomycota; Kickxellomycetes; Kickxellales; Kickxellaceae. The record is from RefSeq and is a predicted model, not a curated record. Gene Ontology annotation, biological process: protein folding; protein polyubiquitination; protein peptidyl-prolyl isomerization. Gene Ontology annotation, cellular component: catalytic step 2 spliceosome. Bases 28 to 1569 code for a protein of 513 amino acids. The transcript has a single exon.